This is a messenger RNA of Colletotrichum acutatum, 552 nucleotides long. RefSeq lists its product as uncharacterized. Bases 1 to 552 code for a protein of 183 amino acids. Lineage: Eukaryota; Fungi; Ascomycota; Sordariomycetes; Glomerellales; Glomerellaceae. The transcript has a single exon. The record is from RefSeq and is a predicted model, not a curated record.
AUGCGAAGCCUGAAGACGUGGAUAUCAUAUCCUGGCGGUAUUGCUCGUGAGCCUCCUGUUCUCGGCCCAGCCGCACAUGAAUUCCCCACGAUGGCCUAUCUGUACAAACGAGCCCAGCAGUGCCUGAAUUUCCAUCUCCAACAGCAACCUUUGACAGACUAUUCUCGAAGUUGGAGCUUUAAGCGGUUGGUCACAAUGGCAAGGAAGAGAGACUGCACACGCAAGCUAGUACGCACCCGAGUCCUUGGAACAGGGAGAAACGUCGAAGUCCGACAUUGGGAGAAGAGAAAAUCGAGUUUGCCAGCUCUAGGCUGUAUUGCUUAUGGUCCUCAAGUCGUCAUCUACACAUUGGAACAUUGUCACGAAAGUGAAGCCGUUAUAACCAGUGUUGGGGACAUCUUGGAGCAUGCAAAUCCUAGUUCCUCCAUCACCAUCUCAUCCAUUUACUCCUGCCGGCGCAAAAUGCUGCUGCUGCUGCCGGUCAAGCUCAGCUCAGCUCAGGAUGUCCAUGCCAGACAUGACAUCCCUAUCUCCCAGGCACAACGUCACUAG